Messenger RNA from Ziziphus jujuba (common jujube), 1517 nucleotides. Its product is annotated as mitochondrial outer membrane protein porin of 36 kDa. The transcript has 6 exons. Lineage: Eukaryota; Viridiplantae; Streptophyta; Magnoliopsida; Rosales; Rhamnaceae. Bases 345 to 1175 code for a protein of 276 amino acids. Gene Ontology annotation, cellular component: mitochondrial outer membrane. Gene Ontology annotation, biological process: monoatomic anion transmembrane transport. The record is from RefSeq and is a predicted model, not a curated record. Gene Ontology annotation, molecular function: voltage-gated monoatomic anion channel activity.
AGAAAAAAGAAAAAAACCAUGUUUUCUGAACGCAAGAGCAACACGUCAACAGGAAACAGAACCGAAAAGGCGAAUAUGCCCAGCCUUACUCUGUGUUCCGAUUCUCGAGGUCAUUAAACAAAAACUCUCAAAAAUCAACGGCGGCAAGCCACGCCAAUCGCUUCCCAAAAUUCAUGAUCCAACGGUCUAUAUUCCUUCACCUUAACAAAAUCUUAGGGUUAGCUCCUUCGUGCUCUACCAUUUCUCUCCCUCUCACCAACUAAAAGCCAAAAGCACACGAACACAAUAACUUUCUCUCAUUUUCCUCUCAAUUUUCUCGGAAAAAAAGAAGAAGAGAAAUUACCAUGGGGAAAGGUCCAGGUCUCUACUCCGACAUCGGCAAGAAAGCCAGAGAUCUUCUUUACAAGGAUUACCAGAGCGACCACAAGUUCACCGUCACUACUUACACUUCCAGUGGAAUCGCAAUCACUUCAACUGGAAUUAAGAAAGGUGAGCUGUUUUUGGCCGAUGUGAGCACUCAGUUGAAGAACAAGAACAUCACAACUGAUGUCAAAGUGGACACCAACUCCAACCUUCUCACAACCAUUACUGUUGAUGAAGCUGCACCUGGACUCAAGGCAAUCUUUAGCUUUAUUGUUCCUGAUCAGAGAUCUGGCAAGUUGGAGCUCCAAUACCAGCAUGAGUAUGCUGGAAUUAGCACCAGUAUUGGAUUGACUGCAAAGCCUGGUAUCAACUUCUCAGGUGUGGUUGGAAACAAUUCUCUUUCUGUUGGAACGGAUCUUUCAUAUGAUACUACCUCUGGGAACUUCACCAAGUUCAAUGCAGGGUUGAAUUUCACACAUUCUGACCUCAUUGCUUCCCUGACAUUGAAUGAUAAAGCUGACACUCUUACUGCUGCAUACUACCAUUCCGUGAGCCCACUGACCAACACUGCUGUUGGUGCGGAGCUCUCCCAUAGCUUCUCAAGCAAUGAAAACACCCUCACCAUUGGCACACAACAUGCACUUGACCCAUUGACCACUGUGAAGGCUCGUGUGAACAAUUAUGGGAGGGCAAGUGCUCUAAUUCAGCAUGAGUGGCGUCCGAAAUCUCUAUUCACCAUCUCGGGUGAGGUUGACACUAGAGCAAUUGAAAAGAGUGCAAAGAUUGGUCUAGCCUUGGCACUCAAGCCUUAGAGUAAUCAACAAUGUGCUACUGCUGGGAAGUUGGUUGUGUUUUUGCAUGGUGGAGGGCAAUAAGGUAGGUAGAAUUGCACAAUGUCUUCUCGAAUGAACUUCUGUUGAUGUGCUAUUGGUUUCUUCAUAUCUUGGUGGUCAUGGGUUGUAUAAAAUAAUGGGCACAGACCAUUGUCAAAUUCCUUUUUCGAUUUUCGAUAAUCCCAUUGUUAAUGGAGGGCAUAUUUCAUUUUAGCCAAAAAAAAAAAAAAAAAAUAUUAUGGAAUUUUGAUUACUUACUGGUGGUUUUUUCUUGGACUGAAGUAUUUGUGCUCAAAAUCAAAUAUCUGUAGUUUUAUUUUC